AUGAAUUCUUUUUUUCUUACUUUACAAAUGGAAAAGCAAACCAAUGUUUUAAUAGCAUUUUACACUUUGCUUUACGGCGGGUCUUCAGUUUAUUUGGUUGGCAUAGAAACGAGUCCGGCAACUACCGUACAACUGCGAACAAUACCUUUUCUUCAAGAAUUUGCCAUAUAUUUCAUGGAAGAGCUAAAAUUAUCGCUGUCAUUGUGCUUAACUACAUUUGUCAACUACAAAUACCUUAAAUUUUAG
Messenger RNA from Echinococcus granulosus, 246 nucleotides. RefSeq lists its product as hypothetical. The transcript has a single exon. The record is from RefSeq and is a predicted model, not a curated record. The coding region runs from base 1 to 246 and encodes 81 amino acids. NCBI's taxonomy places the organism in Eukaryota, Metazoa, Platyhelminthes, Cestoda, Cyclophyllidea, Taeniidae.